AUGGACACGCCGAACUCUUACAUCAGCCAAAUACGGGGUCCUCUCUCGGACAAGUCUCCGCUGCUUCGUAGCUUUCAUCCUUCAACAUCACCUCCGCUGAUCAGAUCACCUGGCCAGAAUGUGUCCCACUCAAACCCUACUGACGUGCAAAAGCGCUUACACAGCAACGGACAAGAAUUUAUCAAAUAUAUUCAUUCUUCUUUUAUUCCUCGUCAUCAUCAUCGCCGUAUUCUUUCUUUUUUUCUCUUCCUUCUCCUCCUCAUCAUCAUCAUCGUCGUUGUUGUUCUUUUUUUUCUUCCUCAUCAUCUUCUACUUCUUGUUCAAUUUCUGCACAUCAUCCUUGUCGACGUCGUCGUCACCGUCCUUCUUUUUCUCCUCCUCCUCCUCCUCCUCCCUUACAUCAUCAUCAUUGUCAUUCUUCUCAUCAUCAUUAUCAUCAUAGGUGUAGUCUUCAUUACUAUUCCUCCUCCUCCUCCGCCUCAUCAUCAUCGUCGUCGUCGUUGUCCUUCUUCUUCUUCUUCUUCUUCUUCUUCUUCUUCUUCUUCUUCUUCUUCUUCUUCUUCUUCUCAUCAUCAUCAUCGUGCGGUGUCCCUCUAUUUCUCAUCAUUAUCGUCGUCGUUCUCCUUACCUCACCCUCCUCAUUCUCAUACUCCUCUUCCUUCUGUAUGCUUAUUACAUAUUUUAUCCAAGCUUUAA
Acanthosepion pharaonis is the source of this 696-nucleotide messenger RNA. The record is from the annotation of a GenBank genome assembly. Lineage: Eukaryota; Metazoa; Mollusca; Cephalopoda; Sepiida; Sepiidae.